AGAGAGAAAAAAACUUUUGAAUAUCUCUUUUUCCUUCUUCCUUUUUUUUGGCGUCAUCCACGAGGAGCUGUGCCAAAUAAUCCAAGGCACACAACAACAACAAAAGUACAUGAUUUCAUAUGAUUCAAGGUGGAGAUAGUUGAAGGAAAGAAGCAGAUCAAGUCCACAAAGGAAAAAAAAAAGGGUGUCGGGGCUGCGCGCACUUGCAUGGCUCGUCGGUGAAAAAAGCCGCGGUACCUCAUCCACACCACCUCCGCCACUAAUCAUAAAUAGAUGUGAGAACUUCAGUGUUGGACCUCCAUCUUCAGCCUGCACUUUAUUCGACAGUGACUCGAGAUUCCUGCGAAGCAAUUGGGCUUCAACUCCCGAGCGAGGAGGCGGAGUCUUAACUUAUUAAAAGGAACUUGCUGAAGCUCGGACGCCAGCAAAUAUGAUGAUGAUGUCUCUCAACAGCAAGCAGCCUUUCGCCAUGGCUCACACCAGCUUGCCCGAACCCAAGUACUCGUUGCAUUCCUCCUCAUCCUCCACGCUGACUUCCAAUGCACCUUCCUCCUGCUCGUCCUCCCGACACAGCAACACCAUCAUCAGCAGCAGCUCGGAGGCGAUGCGGCGAGCCUGUCUCCCAACCCCACCGAGCAAUAUAUUCGGAGGCUUGGAUGAGAGUUUGUUGGCCCGAGCUGAAGCUCUAGCGGCGGUGGAUAUAGUCUCGCAGACCAAGAGCCACCACCACCCUCCACACCACAGUCCCUUCAAGCCGGACGCAACCUACCACACCAUGAACACUCUCCCCUGCACCUCGUCUUCCUCCUCCUCCUCGGUGCCUAUCUCUCAUCCGUCCGCCUUGUCUGGCCACCACCAUCACCACCACCAUCACCACCACCACCAGCCUCACCAGGCGCUGGAAGGAGACCUGCUGGACCACAUCACCCCGGGACUGGCACUAGGCGCCAUGGCUGGGCCGGAUGGCUCGGUGGUUUCCACGGCUGCACACCCUGCCCACAUGGCGGGCAUGAACCACAUGCACCAGGCAGCCAUCAACAUGGCUCAUGCCCACGGGCUACCGCCGCACAUGGGCAUGAAUGAUGUGGACGCCGAUCCAAGGGACUUGGAAGCGUUCGCGGAGAGGUUUAAGCAGAGACGGAUCAAACUCGGGGUUACGCAGGCGGAUGUAGGGGCAGCUUUGGCCAGCCUUAAGAUUCCUGGGGUGGGCUCCCUCAGCCAAAGCACCAUUUGCCGAUUCGAGUCCCUCACACUCUCACACAACAACAUGAUCGCGUUGAAGCCCAUCCUGCAAGCGUGGCUAGAAGAAGCCGAGAAAUCACACAGGGAGAAACUUAAUAAACCCGAGUUGUUCAACGGCGCUGAGAAAAAGAGGAAGCGCACGUCGAUAGCUGCGCCGGAGAAGCGAUCACUGGAGGCCUACUUUGCCAUUCAGCCGCGUCCCUCAUCGGAGAAAAUCGCAGCAAUCGCAGAAAAGCUGGACCUGAAAAAGAACGUGGUGCGGGUCUGGUUUUGCAACCAGCGGCAGAAACAGAAACGAAUGAAAUACUCAGCAUGCGUCUAGAAAAAUCGCUUUAAACCACCGAACCACCCACCAAAAGACUUGGAACUGUUUAGAGACGAUUUGUAUCAUAUUUCCUAUCACACCUUUUUUCAAUCAUCGACGACUUUGUGCUAUGAACUUCGAAAAAUUCCUAAAAAACAAAAAAACUGUACAGACUGAAAAAAACAACAACUUCAAAAAAAAAAGAAACAAAAAAAAACCGCCCCACCACAGUCACAUCUUUUACUCGCUGAGUGAGAGGGAGAUAUGGAGUCAAGUAAAGACAGAGCAAGUAAGAACACUGUUUCCACACUUAUUCACCUUUUUAAUGACUUACAGGACUCCAUAUCCUUUCAUUGUUUUUUAUUUAUGAUCAUUAAUUUAAAAUGAGGACUAUGGUUUCCGUUAGACACGAAUAAAAACGGCGUUUGACUAUAGUUUAUCUUAAAAGCACUUGGUUGGUGACUAUUGGUGUUUAUAUAUUCCGUUGGCUUAUAGGAUAAGCUUCGUUUUGUUUUUCUCCCUCAGAGUUUCAUGACGAUGCAGUCUGACAUCUAUUCAGGGUCCACGAGGGGAUUUAAGACAACAACACUCUACUCGGUCUUAAAAGCUAAUAUUAGAUUACUGCCAAAUAACCCUCUGUAAAUGAAUUAUUAACUUGUCAAACACUUAAUUUUGUGUCUAAAUGUGUAAUUAAUUCCACAUAUUUUGUUACCAUGUGUGAUCUAAGUCAGGGAUAUAUUUUCAUGAUAGCUGGGGUUUCGGGUUAUUGAGGUAAGGGGUUGUUUAUAAUAAGGCCUCAAUGUGGGGAAAUAUCCAAGUAAGGAUUUCAGAGACUUUCCCAAUUAAAACAUGCGAUUUCUCGCCGGCUGCAAUAAGUUUACAAUUCAGCGUGGGCCUGUAUCUUAUGAACUAUUUAUUGAGUGAGGUCAUGUUUACUUCAUUAUAUAUUUAUUGGGAUUCCCCGGCUUCCUCGUUUUGCUUGAGAAAAUCAAAUUCUGACAGCAAGUGAACGUGUGUUGUUCUGGUUUAAAAGGGAAACUGACUGCGAAAUGAUACAGUCACAAAAUUUUUAAUUUUACGAUUUCUAACGUUCGAGACGGUACAAUCGAGAUAUAUAUGAGAUAGUAUUCUCUUUUUAAAAUUAUUUUAUGUAUGUUCUCUGCUAUUUAUUUGUAUAAAUAGGCUAUACGCGCAUCAUUAUGACGUCGUUGCUUGUUAAAAAAAAGUCACCUUGUUUAAGUAAUGCUAUUAUUUCUGUUUUCUUGAAAAGAAACAGCUUCAUGGAAGUUAUACGUGUACAAUGUAAAUAGUUCAUUGGAACCAGUCGAUGCACAUAAAUAUAUCCGUACAGGUUUUUGCUGUAUUGUUGUUUUAGCUGAGGUAACUUAUUUCUGUAAUGUAUGUUGCUUUAGGUUUCCUGGUUAAAUUAUUCUAUUAAUUUAUGACAUUCAUGUGAUUUUUUUCCAUUUAUUUAAUUAUUGAACUGCAAUAUGUGUUUCAUUAAAAGAACAAACUUUAA
Messenger RNA from Solea senegalensis (Senegalese sole), 3065 nucleotides. RefSeq names its product POU class 4 homeobox 2 (gene pou4f2). Gene Ontology annotation, molecular function: RNA polymerase II cis-regulatory region sequence-specific DNA binding; DNA-binding transcription factor activity, RNA polymerase II-specific. The transcript has 2 exons. The record is from RefSeq and is a predicted model, not a curated record. NCBI's taxonomy places the organism in Eukaryota, Metazoa, Chordata, Actinopteri, Pleuronectiformes, Soleidae. The coding region runs from base 431 to 1564 and encodes 377 amino acids. Gene Ontology annotation, biological process: regulation of transcription by RNA polymerase II.